Ixodes scapularis (black-legged tick) is the source of this 3549-nucleotide messenger RNA. RefSeq lists its product as uncharacterized. Lineage: Eukaryota; Metazoa; Arthropoda; Arachnida; Ixodida; Ixodidae. The record is from RefSeq and is a predicted model, not a curated record. The transcript has 3 exons. Bases 111 to 3284 code for a protein of 1057 amino acids.
CCGUGUUGACUGACCGUGCCGCUGGUUGCUUUUCUGUGCGGCCGAGCUUCGACGAACGCGAGGAGCGGAGCCGGUUUGUUUGUUUCUUUUAAGCUGUAGAUUGGCGUGCAAUGCCGUCUAAAAGGGCCAAAUCUUGCUUUGUGCCGAACUGUAACAGCGGUUACCAGUCUUGCAAAGAGAAAGUGCCGCUGUUCCGUGCCCCGAAAGACGCCGAGCGCUUGGAGGCAUGGUCCCGGAACAUCAAGCGUGCGGACAGAACCCUCGACAGUACGUGUGUGGUGUGUGCGAAACACUUUGAAGAACAAUACAUCGAGAAGACGUUUAAGCACAUCGUAAACGGUGAGCUCGUCCAGAUCCAACGCGACAGACCUCUCCUGAGGGACGAUGCUGUUCCCACCAUUUUUCCGGGCGCGCCAAGUUAUUUCACCCGAAGCCUCCCCAAAAAAAGAAAAACAAGAGAUUUGUGCCACCAAGUGUUGCCUCCUCGUAAACGAAAAAAGCAGGAAGAAAUCUGCGAUGCCGUAGAUAUUCAAGGCGAUGAGACAAGCUCAACGUGGACGCACGAAUCCGUACAUAUUCAGGACGAAGAGAGAAGCUCAACAGCGAAGCAGCGGUCUGGUACAUCCCAGUUCUACAGCAACCUGCAUUUGCCAACCUCCUACUGGUCGAAGAUUGUAUUCGAAGAGGACCCGUCGUCGGUACACUACGCAUGGUGUGAACCAGGAAGCAACAGUCAUGUGAAGACUACAAAGUUGGUUACGUUCUGUUCCCUCAGUGGUGAAAAUACAGCGCGCUGCUGCGUGUACUUCCGCGCUGUGAAGAUCAUCGACAUCGAGGUGCACACCUCUGCUGAAGCUGAAGCUCAGCUAAUGAGUGCAGAAAACUCAGCCAUGUGCCCUGGAGCAACACUCAAGCCACUUGUGGGGAAAAACUAUGUGACCUUUGGCAACAAAUACUUUUCGAAGGACUGCACUGGCCGUCCACAAAAUGAGCAGCCGUGCUUACGUUGCAGGUACCUUAAAAAGCUUAUCCAAAACCAGAUGUCAAGGAAAAGGAAGAAGACGUCUAGCUCCACCAAGAAGCAAUCGAGAAGAAGACACGCUCUGUUCAAGGCGAAAAAGAAGCUGCUAGUGGCAAGGAAGACGAUUGAACAGCUUCAGGCUCAAAAUGAUUCUCUGCCCUCAACAAUCAUCCAAGAGCGGUUGGCGGGCUUGCCACCAAAACAACGAGCUGCUGUCACUUGCUGUUUCGAUGCAGCUUCAAGGAAAUCACGUCAAGGGAUGAAGUACGACAAGUCUUGGAUCCUAGAAUGUAUCCUCAUGCGAAUGAGAAGCCCAAAACUCUAUGAACACAUCCGAAAGCAGAACAUUCUCGCGUUGCCUUCUAAAUCUUGCCUGCAGACCUAUAUACGUGGCUUUAAAAGUGGAUUUGGUUUCAAUCCAAACGUGUUUUCUGCUUUGUCACAGAAAACAAAAGAAAUGGAUGAAUUCAGUCUUCACGGAGGUAUUGUGUUUGACGAAAUGAAGUUGUCGGAGCAUGUGAGCGUCAAGUCAUCGGGAGCACUGGAAGGUUUCGUUGACCUCGGCUCAUUUACUCCUGGGGACCAGAAAACAACGACGUGCGACCAUGGCCUGGUCGUGAUGUUCCAGCCCUUUCAAGGCGACUGGACUCAAGUCCUUGGAACAUUCGCUUCUCGGAGCAAUGUGAAGGCAGGCACCCUCUCAAAGAUCCUUCUAGAGGCUACUCUCCUCGCCGAGCAGGCUGGCCUUUUCGUCGACUUCGUUACCUGCGACGGAGCUUCCUGGAAUCGAAGUAUGUGGAAAUCCUUUGGCAUAAAAGCAUCCGCAAAGGAGAUCUGCUGCAAGGUGCGUCAUCCCGUCGACAGAAGGAGAAGUUUACACUUUCUUUCCGACUUCCCACAUCUUAUCAAAUGCAUCCGCAACACUGUAGUGUCAACUGGUGUGCAGACUCCUGAUGGUCAUGUCCGCAUCGAGCAUGUUGAGGAGGCGUGGAAAUGUGAUAAAGCAAACGUGAGACUUAAGGUUAUGCCCACCAUAACGAAAGCACACUUGCAUCCUAAUCCUUUCGAAAGGAUGAAGGUCAACCUGGCCUUCAAGCUUUUCAGUGAGGAGGUGCUCAAGGGCCUGUUUUUUUACAAGAAUAGGAUGGGAUUUAGAUCCAUCACACCAACAGAGAACUUUGUGAGACUGAUGGAGAGACUUAUAUUCGUUAUGACGGCUCGAAUCCCAUCCAAAGCGUUGAAACCACAGAAGUCGCGUGCUGCAUUCUUAGCAGAUUUUCUCAUCUACCUUAAUGAGUGGGAAAUGUAUGCCAGCAAGCACAACGGUGGCUUCAUUAGUGCAAGCACAGCCUUGGGCCUGCGUGUGACGAUAAGCAGUACGCUUUCCCUUCUGGACUAUUUAACGUCUGUGCUGGGGUAUGACUACCUUCUCACUGCAAACUUAAGCCAGGACAAAAUGGAGAAUUUUUUUUCUCUCGUGAGACAAUCAUAUGGGUGCAAUGACCAUCCUACGCCAGAGCAGUUUUUGCUGAUCGUUAACUGCCUAAGUUUUUACAACUUAGCAAAGCCCCUAAAGUCAGGGAACUCUUCCCCAGAGCUGCUAACUGCCCUCCUUAAGUCCGCUGAGGCCCCAGGCCAAGGUGAGACCCACAUUUCAAGUCUUGUGGAUGAACUCCUAGAUGGCGGCAACUGGGAAGGUGCUGACACGAUAAUCACAGCCACAGGGCAUGACACUCAGUGUCCUCCCAGCACUGCCCCGUCAAAAGAAACAGCAUCAAUAGGGAAGCACUCUAGCUUAGUGAGUGAAAGAAGUGACAGUAGGCUGAUCUAUUACAUUGCUGGUUAUGUUGCACGUAAAAUGAUAAAAAAAAAUCCGUGCUCCGAGUGUGCUGCAGAACUCGCUGUGCUCCCGCUGCAGGCUGAGCAAAAUCCUAACUCGUGCUUCACAAAAGCUUUUGACCAUGGUGGUCUUCUUUACCCUACUGAAGCCUUGUCAAACUUUGUGACUGCGUUGGAAAAUGCUUUCACUGUUUUUUUCAGCCACAACGAGUUGCACUGUUCCAGUGUCGUAGAUUUUUUAUCUUUUUUACAGAACCUUUCAUUUGACCGCAUUGGCUGUGUCGAGCACACUAAGUUGACCACUGCGAAUUUAUUGAAGUUCUAUGUGCUGACUAGAUUACACUUUUAUACAAAGUCGGUCAACAAAGAGAGAGAAUCCCGAAGGGAAAGGCAGAAGCUCCUCAAGAAGAGGAGGCUGGAGUAAAUACAGGGUGCUCCAACCAACAGUGAAAAUAUGUUUUUAAGCAAAGCACACUGGAUAUUAAAAAAAAUUAUUCCUUUGGAAUGGCUUUAUCGACCAUGGGGAGGUAAAUGAGUCCAAUACAAGGACUAAUGAACUAAAAUGCAAUAAUUGACUUUUUACAUACUUUAGUUAGGGUAGGUGUUUAUGUUGAAAAAUUCAAGGUGGCCGAAUUUCAAGAAUGUUUCUUUUUGUAGAGGUAACCUAACCAGCCUGUGUUCUGGUGUAU